GCGAGCUCAUCAGCAUCAUGUCGGCCCUGCUCAGCAAGCUGCCCAUCCCGGCCGCCCUCAUCGAGCGCCUCCGGCCGGUCCUCGCCCUCGUGCCGUCGAGCGUUCCGAGGCCGCUCAAGUGGGCCUUCUUCGCCCUCCUGAUUAUCAAUGCCGACGCGUUCCCUGGCGUGUGGCACUUGCGCAUCAUUGGGCCAUUGAUGCGCUAUCAGCUCGCCGUCAAGCUGGGCAAAAAGUGGGCCAAUUGGCGGGUCGGCAAGGACGAGCUCCUCGACUUCACGACGACGCGCACCUUCCGUGCUACGCCGAGCAGCUGCGAUACGUUUGGCGCGCAUACUUCGAACUCGGAAUACGCCGUCUGCCUCGACCACGUUCGAGGGCCGUUCGCGUUCGAGCUCGUCGGCGAGGCGUACGGGAUCGUCGGCAUGUCGUUCGCGCUCGGCGGCACGUCCAUGGACUUCUUGCGCGAGAUCCCUUUCCUCGCCAAGUUUGAGCUCUGCAACAAGCUCCUGGGCUACGACCGCAAGUGGCUCUACAUCGAGACGACGUUCCGCUCGAUGCCCCACCCCAAGACGGGCGCGCGCAUUACGUACGCCAAGUCGAUGAGCCGGUUCGUCAUCAAGCACGGCCGGCGCACGGUCCCGCCGUACCGCGCGUUUGCCCUCACGGGCUACGGCGCCGAGCACGGCGCCAAGAACUGGGCCGUCGUGCAGCAGAUGAGCCAGAAGGACAAGCUCAGGUGGCUCGUCGGCGACGACGAGCAGGGCAAGGGGAGCGCGAUCGUGUGCGGGCCGGUCGAGCGCGGCCUGGAGGACAGGGCAGACUGGCCGGGCCAGGUCAAGGUGGCGUAGACUGGGAGAUUUUGGGAUAGCUCGUCGGCGCGCAACUUUAGACUCUUUCAUUUUGUCGCC
Molecule: messenger RNA, 908 nt
Organism: Rhodotorula graminis WP1
Lineage: Eukaryota; Fungi; Basidiomycota; Microbotryomycetes; Sporidiobolales; Sporidiobolaceae
Exons: 4
Coding region: 18-848 (276 amino acids)
Source: RefSeq, a predicted model, not a curated record